AUAGCGAUAGCGGUUGUCAACAAUUUUGCAAGUUGUGUAAACUGUUCUGUUAAUUUGAGGCUUAGAUAAAAUUAACUGAAAAUGGCUACAGUUUUGUGUCCAGAAAUACCAGCGUCUGGUUUUUCAUUCGAAAAUUGUAAAAGAAAUGCACUUCUUGAAAAUAAGGGCCUUGCUCUUCCAAAAGCCACUAAAACAGGUACUACCAUCGUAGGAAUAAUCUAUAAAGAUGGGGUUAUUCUUGGAGCUGAUACUAGAGCUACAGAAGACACUACAGUUGCAGACAAGAACUGUGAAAAGAUUCACUUCCUUGCACCCAAUAUGUAUUGUUGUGGUGCUGGUACUGCAGCAGAUACAGAAAUGACCACUCAGAUGGUAGCUGCUAAAUUAGAACUCCACAGAUUAUACACAAACCGAGUUACUAGAGUGUGUACAGCAAAUCAAUUAUUAAAACAAUAUCUAUUCCGCUACCAAGGAUAUAUUGGAGCUGCUUUAAUUCUUGGGGGUGUUGAUAUUGAAGGACCACAUCUAUAUAUGAUUCAUCCACAUGGAUCAAGUGUUGAUCUUCCUUAUGGCACAAUGGGUUCUGGUUCUUUAGCAGCCAUAUCUGUCUUUGAAUCCCGCUGGAAGCCCCAAAUGGAAGAGGAAGAAGGGGUCCAACUAGUAAGAGAUGCUAUUGCAGCUGGUAUAUUCAAUGAUCUAGGUUCAGGCUCCAAUGUAGAUAUCUGUGUAAUAAGAAAAGGUUCAGUAGACUACAAACGAACCUAUGAUGAGGCCAACAAAAAGGGAGUUAAACAGGGAUCUUAUAGAUAUCAAAGAGGAACAACUGCAGUGCUUAGUACACAGGUGGUGGAUGUUGAAGAAGUCUCAGUGAUUCCUAUCGAGGCUGAGCAAAUGGAUGUUGCUUAAAUAUUACAGUUAAAUAAAUGUCAUUGUAUUCUUUUUGGUAUUUACUUUAAUAU
Molecule: messenger RNA, 959 nt
Organism: Diabrotica balteata
Lineage: Eukaryota; Metazoa; Arthropoda; Insecta; Coleoptera; Chrysomelidae
Source: the annotation of a GenBank genome assembly